GAGGCUGUGGAAGAGAGGGAGCCGAAAGACCAUUUAAAGCGAUAGCAAUCCCUUCCCUCUCCCCAGUGCUGUGCUGCUGGGGAGCACGGCGAGGAGGAGAGGGAGAGAGUGAGAGAGAGCUAGAGAGAGAAAAAGAGAGAGAGAGAGAGAGAGAGAGAGAGAGAGACAGCAAGGAGGAGCGCAGUGCGCCCUAGUCUGGGAGGCAACACGGGACACCCCCGUCUUCUCUUCAGUGCCCCAGACAGCCCCCCUGCUUUGCAUGAAGGAGACCCCGGGGGCCCCAGCUGGUCAGAGCAGGGCACCUGGGCAUCGCAGCACAAGCCACCGCCUCCGGGGCCGGGGCCGGGGCCGCCUCUGCCACCGCCACCACCACCGCAGCAGCAGCCUCAUCAGCAGCGGCGGCCCCAACUGCUCCAACACCAUGCUCCAGCUGGGGAGACUAUUUCAUCUCUUGACUUUGAUGAAGUUGCCCUGUUGUUUGCUGGAGGUGCUCCUGGCCGCUGCCGCUGCGGCGCAAGGCCAAGAGAUGUAUGCCCCGCACUCCAUCCGGCUCGAGGGGGACAUCACCCUAGGGGGGCUCUUCCCGGUGCACGCCAAAGGUCCCACCGGCGUGCCAUGCGGGGACAUCAAGAAGGAGAACGGGAUCCACAGGCUGGAGGCGAUGCUCUACGCCCUGGACCAGAUCAACAGCGAUCCGGAGCUGUUACCCAAUGUCACACUGGGCGCGCGGAUCCUGGACACUUGUUCCAGGGACACUUACGCGCUGGAGCAGUCGCUCACUUUCGUCCAGGCGCUCAUCCAGAAGGACACCUCCGACGUGCGCUGCACAAACGGCGAGCCGCCGGUCUUCGUGAAGCCGGAGAAAGUAGUGGGAGUGAUCGGGGCAUCGGGGAGUUCCGUGUCCAUCAUGGUAGCUAACAUCUUAAGGCUGUUUCAGAUCCCCCAGAUUAGUUAUGCCUCAACUGCACCAGAAUUAAGUGAUGACCGGAGGUAUGAUUUCUUCUCUCGAGUGGUCCCACCAGAUUCCUUCCAGGCCCAGGCUAUGGUGGAUAUUGUGAAAGCUUUGGGAUGGAAUUAUGUCUCCACUCUUGCAUCAGAAGGAAGUUAUGGAGAAAAAGGUGUUGAAUCCUUCACCCAGAUUUCCAAAGAGGCAGGUGGGCUCUGCAUUGCUCAGUCAGUGCGAAUCCCUCAAGAACGGAAAGACAAGACCAUUGAUUUUGAUAGAAUUAUCAAACAGCUUUUGGAUACUCCCAACUCCAGGGCCGUGGUGAUUUUUGCCAACGAUGAGGAUAUAAAACAGAUCCUGGCAGCAGCCAAAAGAGCAGACCAAGUGGGUCAUUUCCUCUGGGUGGGAUCAGACAGCUGGGGCUCCAAAGUGACCCCAUUGCAUCAGCAUGAAGAUAUAGCUGAAGGAGCUAUCACCAUUCAGCCAAAGAGAGCCACAGUAGAAGGUUUUGAUACAUACUUUACAUCACGUACACUAGAGAACAACAGAAGAAAUGUGUGGUUUGCAGAGUAUUGGGAGGAAAACUUCAACUGCAAGUUGACAAUUAGUGGGUCCAAAAAAGAAGACACAGAUCGAAAGUGCACAGGGCAGGAGAGAAUUGGAAAAGAUUCCUAUUAUGAGCAGGAGGGCAAAGUUCAGUUUGUGAUUGAUGCGGUGUAUGCCAUGGCCCAUGCCCUUCACCAUAUGAACAAGGAUCUCUGUGCUGAUUACCCUGGUGUCUGUCCAGAGAUGGAGCAGGCAGGGGGCAAGAAGUUACUCAAGUAUAUUCGCAGUGUUAAUUUUAACGGCAGUGCUGGCACUCCAGUGACGUUUAACAAAAAUGGGGACGCACCUGGACGUUAUGACAUCUUUCAGUACCAGAUAACAAACACCACCAAUCCUGGCUACCGCCUAAUUGGCCAAUGGACUGAUGAGCUGCAGCUCAAUAUAGAUGAUAUGCAGUGGGGCAAAGGAAUGCGAGAAAUCCCAUCAUCAGUCUGCACUUUGCCUUGUAAGCCUGGUCAAAGGAAAAAGACCCAAAAGGGAACACCCUGCUGUUGGACCUGUGAGCCAUGUGAUGGAUAUCAGUAUCAGUCUGAUGAGAUGACAUGUCAACACUGUCCAUAUGAUAAGCGACCAAACGAGAACCGUACUGGCUGCCAAGAUAUCCCCAUUGUGAAACUCGAAUGGCACUCACCUUGGGCUGUUAUCCCUGUUUUCUUGGCAAUGCUUGGGAUUAUUGCCACAAUUUUUGUAAUGGCUACCUUUAUUCGUUACAAUGACACUCCAAUUGUCCGGGCUUCAGGAAGAGAGCUCAGUUAUGUCCUACUGACAGGAAUCUUUCUUUGCUACAUAAUUACCUUCCUAAUGAUCGCCAAACCAGAUGUGGCAGUGUGCUCCUUCCGGCGAGUAUUCCUGGGCUUGGGCAUGUGUAUAAGCUAUGCUGCUCUCUUGACUAAAACAAACCGCAUUUAUCGUAUAUUUGAACAAGGAAAGAAGUCAGUGACAGCACCAAGGCUAAUAAGCCCAACAUCACAGCUGGCAAUCACUUCCAGUUUAAUAUCUGUCCAACUUCUAGGUGUUUUUAUUUGGUUUGGGGUUGACCCACCCAAUAUUAUUAUAGAUUAUGAUGAACACAAGACAAUAAAUCCUGAUCAAGCCAGAGGAGUACUCAAAUGUGACAUUACAGAUCUACAAAUCAUUUGUUCCUUGGGGUAUAGCAUCCUACUCAUGGUUACAUGCACUGUCUAUGCCAUCAAGACUCGGGGUGUCCCAGAGAAUUUUAAUGAAGCCAAACCCAUUGGAUUCACUAUGUAUACAACCUGUAUAGUUUGGCUUGCCUUCAUUCCAAUAUUUUUUGGCACUGCUCAGUCAGCUGAAAAGCUCUACAUACAAACUACCACACUUACUAUAUCCAUGAACUUAAGUGCAUCAGUGGCGCUGGGGAUGCUAUACAUGCCGAAAGUGUACAUCAUCAUUUUCCAUCCUGAGCUGAAUGUCCAGAAAAGGAAACGCAGCUUUAAGGCGGUCGUCACAGCAGCCACCAUGUCAUCUCGGCUUUCGCACAAACCUAGUGACAGGCCCAAUGGAGAAGCAAAAACAGAGCUCUGUGAAAAUGUAGACCCAAAUAACUCCAUACCACCAGUAAGAAAAAGCGUACAAAAAUCUGUUACUUGGUACACUAUUCCACCUACAGUAUAGCUUUUGCCUGCUUUCCCAAAGGCCCUGCUGCAAAAAAGAAGUACGUCAGUUAUAAUAACCUGGUAAUCUAACCUUUCCCAUCCGAAGUAAGGGAGGAGGUUGGAGAUCUUCAGUUAUUAAGUCACCCAACCUGGCACAGGACUCUUCCUGUCCUGCCGCAUACCAUCAUCGGAGGAGUUCAACGGCCAGGCAGUUACUGGAGACCAAUGUUAGAGGAUCCAAGUAUCCUAAACAGCUGCUUCUGAAAUAUCCUUAAUUUAUCUUGGCUUAAUAAGUCACUGGCAUCAGCACUGCCAUCCGGCUGUGAUCUUGGGCCUUCUCAAUGACUAGGAGGUAUGGAACUCAAGUCCCAGGCUCCUUAUGGGUGAACUGCAUAGAGCAGCAGUGACUUUCCAGGGGCAAAUCUGUCUUUCUAUGUAUGUAUUUCCAGACUGCAAGGUUUUGAAACUUUCUGUACAGUUUGUGAGGAUUUUUUGCAUAUCACCAUCUAAUGUUGUAUCCAAGUUCACUGUUUGUUUUGAAUGCCCAGCUCUCUUAGAGCCCCUACUCUCUCAGAUGACAGAUCAUUUGGAAACAAACAAACAAAAUCUCGGCAGACAAAAACUAUAUCUGUACAUUACUGUAUAAUUAUUAUUAUUGUACCACAGCAGAUCAUAUAUGUUAUUUUUUUUAAGAAAAAAAGAGAUAUUUAAAGACCAAAAACUGUGCUGAGAAAGUAUGCCCCACCUAUGUAUCCUCAGUGUGAUAGGCUGCAAGGAUGGGAAAAAAAAAAAAAGGGAUUGGCGGACUUGAAUAGAGGUCUUGAUAUUUGGAAUGCAUGCCAGUAAUGUAUCUUACAAUACAUGUUCAAAAUUUAUGUUUGAUAUUUGUAUUUGUGUUUGAUUUUGUUACUUUAAUUAGGGUAUAUGAAUAUUUUGCAAUAAUUUUAAUAAUUAAGGUAUUUGGAAGAAAGACUAUGGCUUUUUCAUGUCUUGAGGUUUUGUUGAUGCCCCUCUAUGACUGACCAGUGUGAUAAGAACUUUAAAAAAAAGCAUGUAUGUUUUUUACUGUUUGUAAGAAGUAAUUUCGUUAAUCUUGCUGCUUAUGUGCCAAUUUAGUGGAUCAACCCGUGCCGCGAAACUCUCCCCUUUCCAUUCUCUUUCAAAUCUGUGAUAUUGUCCAAGAAUGUAUCAAUAAAUG
Messenger RNA from Dromiciops gliroides (monito del monte), 4366 nucleotides. It is a transcript of the gene GRM7, whose product is annotated as glutamate metabotropic receptor 7. Gene Ontology annotation, biological process: G protein-coupled glutamate receptor signaling pathway; regulation of synaptic transmission, glutamatergic. NCBI's taxonomy places the organism in Eukaryota, Metazoa, Chordata, Mammalia, Microbiotheria, Microbiotheriidae. Gene Ontology annotation, molecular function: group III metabotropic glutamate receptor activity. The record is from RefSeq and is a predicted model, not a curated record. The coding region runs from base 260 to 3187 and encodes 975 amino acids. Gene Ontology annotation, cellular component: membrane. The transcript has 11 exons.